This is a messenger RNA of Drosophila nasuta, 3754 nucleotides long. It is a transcript of the gene Bre1, whose product is annotated as E3 ubiquitin-protein ligase Bre1. The coding region runs from base 133 to 3372 and encodes 1079 amino acids. The transcript has 4 exons. The record is from RefSeq and is a predicted model, not a curated record. Lineage: Eukaryota; Metazoa; Arthropoda; Insecta; Diptera; Drosophilidae. Gene Ontology annotation, molecular function: ubiquitin protein ligase activity; metal ion binding. Gene Ontology annotation, cellular component: HULC complex; nucleus.
UCGAUGUUUGUCCAUGUCUAACAACAACAGCUAAAAGAAAAAAACUUUAGAAUUCUGCCGCUUUGUUGAGUUAUUAAUUAAUGAAUGUGAAGCUAAUAGUGUACAAAUCACAAGUUAAGUUUAGGUAACAAAAUGUCAAAACGCAGCGCUGAUGAUGCCAGCGGCGCCGGCAGCGGCGGCAGCAGUUGUUUGGCGGCUGCAGCGGCCGCUGGUCAGCCGCCCAUCAAGAAGGUGCACUUCGAGCCGCAUCUGAUUGGUCCGGUGUCCACGCUGGAGGAGUUGGACAUCAAAGUGCUGGAGUUUCAGAACAAGAAACUCGCCCAACGCAUCGAGCAGCGAAUGCGGUGUGAGGCAGAGUUGCGGCAUCGCAUCGAACAGCUGGAGAAGCGUCAGACGCAGGACGAUGCAGUUCUCAAUGUAGUGAAUAGGUAUUGGAAUCAAUUGAACGAGGAUAUAAGGGUGCUGCUGCAACGUUUCGAUGCCGAAACCGCCGACGAGCUGGAGAAUAAGAAUGAAAAUGAGGUGACCACCUCGUUUCUCACACAACUCUCCACAUGGGACAAGGAGGAACUGGACGAAAAACUGGCGAAUCGGGUGCAAGUGUCGAAGCGUGCAGUCGCUAAAAUUGUCCAGGUUAUUGAUAGGUUAAUGCAACGCAAUGAGAAGAUAACGCUUGUUUUGAAAGGUGAUGCAACAGCGGCAAGUUCUGGGGCUGCCAAUGAUGAUGAGCAACAGUCGAACAGCGCUGGAGCGGAGGGAAAUGCGGCGGCAACAGCAGCAGCAACGGCUGCCGCACUCGAGGAGACGCUGAAGCAAACGCACAUCGAGAUUAUGACCGAGAAUCGCGCCCUGCAGAAUCUGAAUACGUCGUUGCACGAAAAAUUCCACACGAUGUCGCUGAAAAUGAAGGAAUAUCAGGAUGCACUCACCGCCAAGGAGACGGAGAAUGCUGAGCUCAAGAAUCAAAUCGAUGAGCUGCAAUAUGAUCUCGAGAAGAUCCAUUGCCGCAACGAUAAGCUGGAGAACCACUUGGCCGAGGCCAUUGAGAAGCUGAAAGCGUAUCAUCAAAUCUACGGUGAUCCCAACAAGAGCAGCAACAGCACGAAGACGCCCAGCACGGGAACAGGAUCGGGCGGCGGUGGUGGAGGUGGAGGAGGAGGCAGCGCCACAACCAAUGUGAAUAGUCAGCAUUUGGAGGAGCUGCAAAAGGAGCUCGAAGAGCAUCGCGAAUUAGCCAAUAAUCGCUUGCAGGAACUGGACAAAUUGCAUGCGACACAUCGCGAAACGCUGAAGGAGGUGGAAAAACUUAAAAUGGAUAUACGACAGCUGCCCGAAUCGGUGAUUGUGGAGACCACAGAGUACAAAUGUCUGCAGUCGCAAUUCUCGGUGCUGUACAACGAAUCCAUGCAGAUCAAAACGAUGCUGGACGAGACACGCAAUCAGCUGCAGAACAGCAAGAAUCAGCAUCUCCGCCAGAUCGAGGUGAUGGAGAGCGAAGAGCUCAUCGCCCAGAAGAAGGUGCGCAGCGAGAUGAUACAGAUGGAAGACAUGCUCGCCGUUAUACGCAAGGAGUACGAGGCAUUGCGCAUCGAUUUCGAGCAGAACAUGGCCGCCAAUGAGCAGACGGCGCCCAUCAAUCGCGAGAUGCGACAUCUGAUCACAUCGCUGCAGAAUCAUAAUGGUCAGCUGAAGGGCGAAGUGCAGCGGUAUAAGCGCAAGUAUAAAGACAUCUCCACUGAUCAUGUGAAGCUGCGCAAGGAGCUGGACGAUGCGCUGGCCAAGAUCGAGGGCAGCAAGCAGCAACAACAAUCGGUGGGCACGGCAACAGGCGAUGACAUCAAGCAAGAGUCCAGCAAUGUCAACAUCAAGGAGGAGAAUGCCAGCAACUCCUCGGCGGGAGGCGUUGGAGGCGGCAGCGGUGGUGGCUCAAUGUGCCAAACAAAUGCAGGCAGCUGCAGCGGCGAUGCGAAUAUUGCUAUCAAGGAGGAGAAUUGCGCCAGCGCUGAGGAUGAGCUCGAGGAGGAGGCUAGCAAGGAUGUCAAGGAUCCUGCGAUCAAGCAAGAGAAGAUCUCCGCCAGCGAAGCAACGCCUUCCGAAAAGAAAGACUCUCCGGGACCAGCGAAUGCAACAGCAGCGGGAGCAACGGGAGCCACAGCUGGGAAUGCUGGGAAGAACGAGAAGGACACCAAGGAGGGCGUCAAAGGCAAGGAUGUGAAGGCCGUGGAGAGCGAAACGGUGCGGGAUCUAAAGGCGCAACUAAAAAAAGCGUUAAAUGAUCAGAAGGAGAUGAAACUGUUGCUGGACAUGUACAAAGGCGUCUCGAAGGAUCAGCGCGAUAAAGUGCAACUGAUGGCCACCGAGAAGAAGCUGCGCUCCGAGAUCGAGGAGCUGCGCCAGCAGCUCAAGAAGCUGCAGGAGAGCAAACGGGAAGAGCGCAAGAAACUCGCUGACGAGGAGGCGCUGCGUAAGAUCAAACAGCUGGAGGAGCAAAAGUAUGAGCUUCAAAAGCAGGUGGCCAAUCACAAACCCACCGAGAAUUCCUGGGGCGGAGCACCAGGCGCCGGCGGACCCGGCGGUGGCAACUACACGCGUCCCUUUGUCGGUUCGCACGAGGAGGAGGCGCUGCUCAAUGAGAUGGAGGUGACGGGUCAAGCAUUCGAGGACAUGCAGGAGCAGAACUCCCGCCUCAUACAGCAACUACGAGAAAAGGACGAUGCGAAUUUCAAGCUGAUGUCGGAGCGCAUCAAGGCGAAUCAAUUGCAUAAAUUGCUGCGGGAAGAGAAGACGGUGCUGGAGGAUCAAAUGGCAACGGCGACAACGCAAAUCGAUGCCAUGCACAUUGUGCUGCGCAAGCUGGAGGAGAAGGAGCGCAGCUUACAGGCCACCGUGGCAUCCAUUGAGAAGGAGUUGAUGUUGCGUCAGCAGGCGAUGGAGAUGCACAAGCGCAAGGCGAUUGAAUCGGCGCAAUCGGCAGCGGAUCUCAAGCUGCAUCUGGAAAAGUAUCAUGCCCAAAUGAAGGAGGCACAACAGGUGGUCGCCGAGAAAACCAGUUCGUUGGAGGCGGAGGCCUACAAAACAAAGCGGCUGCAGGAGGAGUUGGCGCAAUUCAAGCGAAAGGCGGAGCGCAUGAAGAAAAUGGAAAUGUCGGGCACAACCAUCGAUGAGGUGAUGAUCGAGGAGAUUCGCGAGUACAAGGAGACCCUGACGUGCCCCUCGUGCAAGGUGAAGCGCAAGGAUGCGGUGCUCUCCAAAUGCUUCCAUGUCUUCUGCUACGACUGCCUGCGGACCCGCUACGAGACGCGUCAGCGCAAAUGCCCCAAAUGUAACUGCGCGUUCGGCGCCAACGAUUACCAUAGGUUAUAUCUGCAGUAAGGUGGAGAAGAGGAUCUGGAGAAGGAGAGGAGGAGCAGUAGGAGCAGUUUACAUACCAAGCAGUUAGCCAGCCAGCUAAUCCCAUUAUGAGCAUAUUAUCUAUGUACUAUUAGUAAUAUAUAAAUAUUUUUGUUUAAGUGUCCGCCAGAGCGUGACUUUAACCCAACCCCCACACAACCCCCAAUCCAUCAACCGCCUAGCCUUGGUAUCCUUUAUAUACCUUGUGUGCGGCAUUUAUUGAAAAAAAUCCUUCCUUCGCUUCUCAUAAUUCGAUGAGUUUCGAGUGAUAUUCUCCCGGGUUUUUUAUGUAGCUUCUAGAUUGAAAACUAAAUCGUACGAACUAAUAAAUGGCUAAAAAAAAUUUACAAAACAAAUUCAGUCU